Molecule: messenger RNA, 1449 nt
Organism: Capronia coronata CBS 617.96
Lineage: Eukaryota; Fungi; Ascomycota; Eurotiomycetes; Chaetothyriales; Herpotrichiellaceae
Exons: 1
Coding region: 1-1449 (482 amino acids)
Biological process (GO): protein import into peroxisome matrix
Cellular component (GO): cytosol; peroxisomal membrane
Molecular function (GO): ATP hydrolysis activity; ATP binding
Source: RefSeq, a predicted model, not a curated record
AUGACCAUAUCUACAUCGAUGGAUACCGUCGCGCCUCCUCAAGACGCUACCGAAGCCGUUGGCUCGGUGGCAGAGGCGUUCUUCCACAAUGCCACUGCUCGCCGUAUCGACACUGACGCCGUCUUGCUUAAGACCAUCCAGAACAACCACCCUGGCGUCCCCGUGACAACUGUCCCAGAACUUCACUGUAAUCUCAAGGCCUACGCCCAAGCAGGGCACGCAUCAAUUGAAGCGGUCGAUCCGACCCAGUCAGAGCACCAGGCGUGGCCGCAGACUCUUAAAUGGACGGUGUUCCUCCCGCCUGCCAGACGGAUGGAUGGCGGCAACGGCACCGUGGCUGAGCAGGUCUUUUUUGAAUCGUACACAUAUAGAUGGAAGGACAUGUCUUUCCUGGUGUACUUCGCCGACGGCCGCGACGGAGGUUCAGCAAACCCGCACAUUCGUAACCAGUAUAUCCUGGGCGACGAGGCCGUAGUACGGACACUAGUGGCCACGGUCGGCCGCCACGACUCCGUGCUGCACGACGAGAUCUGGGUGUACAACAAGGGCUUCUGGCAGAAGGACCGCAACCUGUACCGAAGCAUCAUGAAGUCCCGCUGGGAGGACGUCAUCUUGGACAAGCCGCUGAAGGAGGAUCUUGUCGGCACGGUCCAGCAUUUCUACGACUCGCAAGAGCAGUACAAUCGCCUCCGCGUGCCGUGGAAGCGAGGCAUUAUCUUCUACGGACCCCCAGGGAACGGCAAGACGAUCUCUAUCAAGGCUACCAUGCACACACUGUACAGUCGGAACCCCCCCGUGCCGACGCUCUAUGUCAAGACUCUGGUAAGUUUGGUUCCGCCGGAGUUCAGCAUUGACAGCAUCUUCGCCAAAGCGAGGCAGGAGGCGCCGUGUUAUCUGGUCUUUGAGGAUCUCGACAGCCUCGUCACCGAUAAGGUCCGCAGUUUCUUCCUCAAUGCCGUCGAUGGGCUGUCGGAGAACGAGGGCAUUCUUAUGGUCGGCAGCACAAACCAUCUCGACCGACUCGACCCAGGUAUCGCAAAGCGCCCAUCUCGCUUUGACAGGAAGUAUCUCUUCUCGGACCCGGAUUUCGACCAACGCGUCAAAUACUGCCAGUACUGGCAGAAGAAGCUCGAGGACAAUAAGGAAAUCGAGUUUCCCGACGAGAUCUGCCCGGCUGCGGCAGAGAUAACGGACGGCUUCUCCUUCGCAUAUAUCCAGGAAGCUUUUGUGAGUGCCUUGAUGGCCAUCGCGCGGGAGAAAGACGGCUUCCAGACAGCAGAAGAAGCUGGCUCCAUGACGACAUUGCACGAAGCCUGGGAUGUUCUGGACAUUGCGGACGGGCAGCCUCCCAGCUGGUCUGGUGACAAUAAGAAUCUGGACGACUAUGUCCUAUGGCGGACGCUGAAGAAUCAGAUUGAACUCUUGAGAAAGGAGUUCUCAGACGAGUGA